Molecule: messenger RNA, 625 nt
Organism: Diospyros lotus (date-plum)
Lineage: Eukaryota; Viridiplantae; Streptophyta; Magnoliopsida; Ericales; Ebenaceae
Product: cytochrome b-c1 complex subunit 6-1, mitochondrial
Exons: 5
Coding region: 174-383 (69 amino acids)
Biological process (GO): mitochondrial electron transport, ubiquinol to cytochrome c
Source: RefSeq, a predicted model, not a curated record
AACCUCUCCACAUUAUUCUCUCUCUCUCUCUAUCUCUUUCUUUCUUUCUUUCUUUCUCUUUCUUCGUUCCUUUCCGUUGUUGAUCCUUUGGAGCCUGCGGCUAAAACCCAAAAAAGGUGAUUGUUUCCAGCGAGAUCCAUUGCACCUGACUGGUCGUUUUCCCUUCAAUUUCCAUGGCGGAUGAUGAUCUUGCUGAUCCAAAGAAGUACCUUGAAGAUUCUUGCAAGCCAAAAUGUGUGAAACCUUUACUUGAAUAUCAGGCAUGCAUAAAAAGGAUCGAGGGCGAUGAAACUGGGAGCAAGCACUGCACAGGACAGUAUUUCGAUUAUUGGUCUUGUGUUGACAAAUGCGUUGCGCCCAAGCUAUUUCCAAAUUUGAAGUAAUAAUGGGAGGAUUAGCUGCUUUGUGGUAUAUUAAUAUCACUCGGCUACUUUGUUCUUCAACCAGACAUCUCUCAUUGGUUCUGUUUUCACUCACUCAUGAACUUUCAAUGUUUUCAUGUUGCUAAAUUCAUCAGUGCUGUGUACUUUCUUGAACCAUGGAGGGCCUUCGAAUAAAGUCAAUAAUACAGGCCCUCUGGAUUAAAUUUGUUUGAUUCACCAUCCAGCAGUUUGAAAAUUGUCCU